This is a messenger RNA of Cheilinus undulatus (humphead wrasse), 4069 nucleotides long. Its product is annotated as contactin-associated protein-like 4. The transcript is spliced from 21 exons. Bases 129 to 3665 code for a protein of 1178 amino acids. The record is from RefSeq and is a predicted model, not a curated record. NCBI's taxonomy places the organism in Eukaryota, Metazoa, Chordata, Actinopteri, Labriformes, Labridae.
GCUGGUCUCCCCUCACCUCAGACAGGUAUCAGUGGUUGGAGGUCGACCUGGGCGAGCGGACCAAGAUCACUGCUGUCGCCACUCAGGGUCGCUACGGAAGCUCUGAUUGGCUAUCGUCGUACCUGCUGAUGUUCAGCGACACGGGACACAACUGGAAACAGUACAGACAGGAGGACAGCAUCGGGUCUUUUCCAGGUAACAGUAAUGCCGACAACGUGGUUCAGUACAAACUGCAGCAGGCAGUGAUUGCUCGCUUCCUCCGCCUCAUCCCUCUGGACUGGAACCCCAGCGGGAGAAUCGGACUGCGGCUGGAGGCCUACGGAUGUCCUUACGCCUCCGAUGUUGUGAGUCUGGAUGGUGUCAGCAGCAGUCUGGAGUUCAGGUUGAGCUCAGGGCUAAGGCAGGCUUCCAGAGAUGUCAUCUCCCUGCAGUUUAAAACACUGAGGAAUUCUGGGACGCUGCUGCACGUGGAGGGAGAGGGAGGACUCGGCCUCAGUCUGGAGUUGGAGAGAGGGAAGCUGCUGCUGCUGCUCAGAAAAGGUAGGACUCCAUCCCCUGAGCCUCGGCGUCUCGCCUCUCUCGUGAGUCUUUUAGAUGACCAACACUGGCACCAUUUGGCGUUUGAGCGGCGAAGCUCCCACCUCAACCUCACAGUGGACAAACACACAGAGAGGGUCCAAAUCCCUGCAGAGUUUAGCCACUGGGACAUCAAGCAGCUCAGUGUCGGUGCAGUGUUGAGCCUUGGUUUUCAGAAGUCACUCAUUUCCAAGAGGAACUUCCAUGGCUGCGUAGAAAACCUGCACUACAAUGGCCUGAACCUGAUAGAGCUGGUUAAAGUCGAAGACCACCAAGUGACAGUAACGGGCAAUGUGACCUUUUCUUGUGAUGAGCCAGUCUCAGUUGCCAUGACGUUCCCCGGCCCACAGAGCUUCCUACAGCUGCCAGCGGUGACAGCAUCCUCCUCUGGAGGCAUGUCUGUGGGGUUUCAGUUCAGGACGUGGAACAAGGCGGGGCUCCUGCUCACCUUUGACAUACCACAGGAAGGAGGCGUGGUCUGGCUGCACCUCAGUGAGGCUAAACUCCGACUGCAGAUCCAUAAAGCUGGCAGGGCGCUGAUCGAUCUCAGUGCAGGUUCUGCUCUGAAUGAUGGUCAGUGGCAUUCAGUGGAGCUGAACGCCAAACGGGGACGUCUGAGCAUUGCUGUGGAUAAAGAGGAAGGAGGAAGCGCUCAAGCCAGCCCCUCCUUUCCUGUCACCAUUGAAAGCCACGUCUUCUUCGGUGGAUGUCCUGCUGCAGAGGAAAGCCAACAGUGCAGGAAUCCCUUCAAUGUCUUCCAGGGCUGCAUGCGUCUCUUAUCCCUGGACAACAAAAACGUGGACCUGAUUUUGGUGCAGCAGAAGCAGCUGGGAGUCUACAGCAACCUGCAGAUUGAUAUGUGUGGCAUCAUUGACAGGUGUUCUCCAAGUCGCUGUGAACACGGCGGUCUCUGCAGUCAGUCGUGGACCGUGUUUCAUUGUAACUGCUCUGACAGCGGAUACAGCGGAGCUACCUGCCACAGCUCUGUGUACGAGCAGUCCUGCGAGGCGUACAAACACAGCGGCAACACAUCCGGACACUUUUACAUCGACGUGGACGGCAGCGGACCAAUCAAACCACAGCUGGUCUACUGCAACAUGACAGAGGAGAACACCUGGAUGGUGAUCCAGCACAACAACACAGAGCUGACCAGGGUCAGACCGUCUCCAGGAGUGAAUCAGCUCUCAGUCCACUUUGACUACUCGGCUAGAGAGGAGCAGCUUUUAGCCGCCAUCAGCCAAUCAGAGCACUGUGAGCAGGAAUUGUCCUACCACUGCAGGAAGUCCCGCCUCCUCAAUACUCCAGAGGGCUCUCCAUUCAGCUGGUGGUAUGGUGGUCCUGGUCCUGGUUCUCUGCAGACUUAUUGGGGUGGAGCUCAGCCGAGCAGCCAGCAGUGUGCCUGUGGUCUGCAGGGCGACUGUGUGGACCCUCAACACUACUGCAACUGUGACGCAGAUCGCAUGGAGUGGGCUGAAGACUCCGGUCUGCUCACCCAUAAGAAGAGCCUCCCUGUCAGGUCUCUGGUCCUCGGUGACAUCCAGAGGCCUGGGUCAGAGGCCGCCUAUAGGGUUGGAGCUCUGCGCUGCCAUGGAGACAAGAAUUUCUGGAACGCUGCAUUCUUCGACAAAGAGACGUCGUACCUACACUUCCCCACCUUCCAUGCCGAGCUGAGCGCAGAUAUCUCCUUCCUGUUUAAAACCACGGCCGCCUCCGGUGUGUUCCUGGAAAAUCUGGGCAUCAAAGACUUCAUCCGGAUCGAACUGAGCUCCUCCACUCAGGUUGUUUUCUCCUUCGAUGUGGGGAACGGCCCGCUGGAGGUUUGGGUGGAGUCAGAUGCGCCGCUGAACGACAACCGCUGGCAUCGAGUCCGAGCAGAGCGGAACAUCAAAGAGGCGUCCCUGCAACUGGACGGAUAUCGAGCGGCGACCCAGGAAGCUCCUGCUGAUGGACACUUCCACCUUCAGCUCAACAGCCAGCUCUUCAUAGGAGGCACGGCGUCCAGGCAGAAGGGCUUUCGAGGAUGUAUACGCUCUCUGCAGCUGAACGGCGUCACGCUUGAUUUGGAGGAGAGAGCAAAGAUCACACCAGGGGUUCGACCAGGCUGUCCAGGUCACUGCAGCAGCUACGGGUCACUCUGUCAGAACCAGGGCCGCUGUGUGGAGAGAGCCAACGGCUUCAACUGUGACUGCAGCCUGUCAGCAUACACUGGAGUCUUCUGUAACACAGAGGUGUCUGCCAACUUUAAAUCAGGGACCUCCGUCAGCUACACCUUCAAGGAGCCGUAUGAGCUGAGCAGAAACAGCAGCGCUCUGCCGUCCUCCAUCUACUCUGACACGACGCUGAGAGGAGAGAACGUCUCUCUGAGCUUCAGGACCAACCAGAGUCCGGCUCUGCUGUUCUACGUCAGCUCGUACUACAGAGAGUACCUGGCCCUGAUCAUCAACAAACACGAUAAGCUGGAGGUGCGAUACAAGCUGGACAGCAGCAGGGAGGCCGAGGUGUUGAGGAGCAGAGUGAGGAGUCUGGCUAACGGACAGCUUCACACCGUUUCUAUCAAGAGGAUGGCCAACGCCGUGUCUCUGCAGAUCGAUCAAAACCCCAAAGAAGAAUUCAACCUGACAUCUGACGGAGAAUUCAACGCCAUCAAGUCGCUGGUGUUGGGCAGAGUGCACGGUUCUGAUGAUCUGGAUCCAGACCUGGCCCGGGUGGCGUCUCUGGGUUACACCGGCUGUCUCUCUGUGGUUCAUUUUAACUCCAUCAGUCCUCUGAAAGCUGCUCUGCUCCACCCAAACACCAGCCCCGUCACCAUCACGGGACCUUUAGUCCAGUCUAACUGUGGCUCCUCGGCUUCAGCCAAUCCCUACGCAGCAGAGAACACGCACCACCUGUCAGGUGUCAUAGCAGUGGUGAUCUUCAUCAUCGUGACCGGCUUGGUGAUAACCGCCAGGUUCCUCUACAGGAGAAAAGAGACGUAUCGAAACCAGGAAGUGAAGGGGGUCAAGCAGGAGGACAGUCAGGAUUUCCCUUUCAACAACCAGACGGACUCCCAGAACGUCUCCUGUGAAAACCCAAAGGAGUAUUUCAUUUAACCGGAGGGCCGACGAGCCGAUGGGUUUUAAAGCAGAGGCUGCAGACGGGUCGAGUCCUGCAUCGCCUCAGGACUUCACGCCACACUCAGAGCCAGUCAGAGACAUGGCUGCUAAAAACAUGGAGGCAAAAGGAACAAUUCACAGUGUGGUUGUCUUUCUGUUGCUCUGCUGUAAAUUGUAAAUACAAACAUGCAACAGUGAGCGACUUCUGAGGUGUGGAUAUCCUGGAUUUAACUGUAAAUACUUCCGAUGUAAAUCUUGAAUUGAUGUCUUUGUAACGACCUUCGGCUGAUGUCACUUUGUUAUACUGAAAUGUUGGAAUUAAUGGAGGCAUUGGUAUUUUUGAUGGUGUUUGAGUAGAAAGGUGUAAAGCUGCGCUAUUAUGUAGUUUGGGUGUUUUUAAG